This is a messenger RNA of Arvicanthis niloticus (Nile rat), 6676 nucleotides long. Lineage: Eukaryota; Metazoa; Chordata; Mammalia; Rodentia; Muridae. The record is from RefSeq and is a predicted model, not a curated record.
GAACAUCACAUCAAGUAUUAGCUGAAUAAAAGACUGAAAAGCAGAGUGAAGCCAUUUUAGAGAUGAGAUCAUAUUGUUUCUCUGGAUCUAACUCUGGUUGUAGCUGUUUAAAUCUUCUAUGGAAAAACUAUGGAACCAAACUGCUAGACAGACAGCCCAGCUGGUAAUGGUGCCUGCUACCAAACCAGACUACCAGAUUUCAGUUCUGGGGCCUCACACAGUGAAAGGAGGAACCAGCUGCCAUAAUUUGUCCUCUGGCUUCCACAUGUGUGCUGUGUAAGUGGUGUUUACAGGCAUGGGAGUGUAUAUGGACACAUAUCAAUAAUCUUUAUGCAUCAACAUUUUCUUUGUCUUUCAAAGCUGAGUGCACAGCUAUGGACUGUUAGGUGUGAAUGUCUCAUUCAGUUAUUUUCUUACACGGGGAGAUUUGCUUUUCUCUCUAGAUCUACUGCCAUGCAUGUCUCUACUUUGAAGAUAAGCCACUUCCAAAAAUUGUAAUAUAUGUUCACAAUGAAUGUCCCCUUGACAUUCUUUUUUCUUCAUUUAUAGCUCAGGCCAACAUGGUUUUUUUUCUCCCAAUCAAGCACACCCUUUAUCUCUUUUCAUCCUUCUAUACAACCUCCUAGAUUCCAUUCCUUAAGAAAAAGCUCUGUUUUUACUAGUUUCAUUGGAUUCUCUUGGCCAGGAGAGGUUAAUGUUUGACCUAAAUGCCGAGUUCUAGAUUCCCCACAUCUAGUUCUUCUACUUUCCCAGUUUUACUUUUCCUUUCACAGUCUCUAGAUCUUUUCAUAUCUAUGGCUAACCACACUCACCUCCCGCAAAAAUGCAAGCAAGACAAGAUUAAUGGAGUCCACUGUGUGAUUUCCCAGUGAUGUUCAUGUUGCAUUGAUUGAUCAUAUUCUUUUCUAUCUUAUGAAACCCUUUUUGUUUAUAUUUCGUGAAUAACCUGAAAGAAAUUUUUCUCCAAAAAUCCCUCUUCUGAAAUCAACCCAUAGUAUCUUUAUAUAACUACACUUAGAGUUCAGCAUAUAUAUGUAUGACCUCUUAUAGAUUUUCAAGAUAUUAUAUGUCAUUUAAUUUUUAUUCGUUUAUUCACUCAUUCAUCCAUUCGUCAAACAUUUACUGAGACCUGGUAUUGUUAUUUUGUUAUGGGGUAGGGCAAACAGGUAUAAGAAAUAGACUUGACUUUUAACAAAUUGAUUUUCUACAAGAGAGUUAACUUUUAAGUAAAUUUUGAUUUACAAAUAUAGCAUAAGCAGAAUCACUAGAGAAAAUGUUGAAGAAAACAGUAGCAGUAUGCACUGUGAAGGUGAGUAGGAAAUAUUUCCAGAGGUUUUCUCUUGUAAGGGUAGAUGAUUAUUCAGAACUUGGCAUGUGGCCGAAGCUCCAAAUGUCAUAAAUGAGCUACAUUUUCUGGACUGAAUUUCUCUGAAAAAAAUUCAGUUAUGUAGAAGAGUCUGCAGACUAAUUAGAACUCCCAUGAUUGUAGAGAGUUGGCCGAAGGUCCAUCAUGGCCAAAAUUAUUUGGAACCAUCUUACUCUCUUUAAUAGUUGUUUAUUGUUCUGUAUCUGAUAUAAUACAUCUGCUAUAUAGUGCCUUUCAUUAUUAUGUAAAAGCAUUUCAAAUGUAUUAACUUGACACAUUGUUCUACUAACCACAGGCUAAGGACUGUCUUUUGACAGCAUCUAGUAGACUUCCCAGGUUUGUGUAACUUGCUUACCUGAUGUUCUGUGACUAUAGUUUCUUAAUUAUUUCCACUACUUGGGCCAACUCGAAUCCAUGUUCCUUGGAUUCUAUCGUGGUUUCUCACAUUGAUUCUGAACGUCUGUUUACUCCCUUUGGAGUGCAUGCUGUGCUUUUACUGGUCAGUUUCAAGUAAGCAAAAGCCGAUUUUCUCUAAUGUGUUGACUAAAGGACCAAGUUAAAGAAGCUACUUCAGAAAUAUAGACCCUAAUUUCACAAGUAACAGCAGCAGGCAUUUGCUUUCCACCAGCGUCCACAGGGCAAAUGUUUUGCUCACUGUAUGGGCAGAUACACUAAUUGCAUGCAGCUGGACAAAUCAAAACACUCUCAUUCACAUAUGUGGUCCAUGGGGCUACUUGAUCCAAUAAGAUACUAAGAUGUGCAGGACAGAGAGCAUGCUACACUCACACUCUAAGCAAUGGUUCAAGACUAAUGUAGAAGCCAGGCGCUGACUAUUCUCCAGCUGACUUGAUUAAAGUGCAGAGAGUCUAUGGCUUGGAUGACUUACGUUUCACAUUGGUUUGAGCAAGAUGAUUGGUAUGAAGGACUCCAAAGAGCAACCAUGUCCCAGGUCAGGCAAGUGGGCCUCCUGGCUGCUGGAUGUCAGCCCUGGAACAAAGACGUAUGUGCUGCCAGCGGAGACCGGUUUGCAUACUGCGCAACCCUGGCCAUCUAUAUAUACCAGCUGGAUCACCGUUAUAAUGAAUUCAAACUUCAUGCAAUUAUGUCGGAACAUAAAAAAACAAUCACAGCCAUUUCAUGGUGUCCACAUAACCCUGACUUGUUUGCAAGCAGCAGUACCGAUAACUUAGUGAUCAUUUGGAACGUGGCAGAGCAAAAAGUCAUUGCUAAACUCGACAACAUCAAAGAGACACCUGUCUGCCUCGGCUGGUGCUGGAACACAUAUGAUGCUGUGGCAUUUGUUUCCCAGAAGGGUCCUCUGCUCAUUUGGACCAUCUCAGGACCAGAUAGUGGCGUGUCUGUACACAAAGAAGCCCAUAGUUUUGUGUCUGACAUUUGCAUAUUUAGGUGGCACACCCAAAAGAAAGGAAAGGUUGCAUUUGGCCAUAUUGAUGGAAGCAUAUCUAUUUUUCAGCCUGGUAGGAAAAAUCAGAAACACGUUCUGAGACCUGAAUCUCUUGAAGGAACAGAUGAGGAGGACCCAGUUACAGCCCUGGAGUGGGACCCGCUGUCCACGGACUAUCUUCUGGUGGCUAAUUUGCAUUAUGGCAUUCGUCUACUGGAUUCUGAAUCCCUUUACUGCAUCACGACGUUUAACUUUCCCAGUGCUGCGGUGUCUGUGCAAUGCUUAGCCUGGGUGCCCAGUGCUCCAGGAAUGUUUAUAACUGGAGAUUCUCAAGUGGGUGUUUUACGCAUUUGGAAUGUUUCGAGAACAACACCUAUCGAUAAUUUUAAAUUAAAGAAAACGGGAUUUCACUGCUUACAUGUAGUUAAUUCUCCUCCAAAGAAGAAAUUUUCAGUCCAGUCUCCAAACAAAAAUCAUUAUACAUCUUCAACAAGCGAAGCAGUUCCACCCCCGAAUUUGACACAGAAUCAAGCAUUUUCUCUUCCUCCUGGUCAUGUUGUGUGCUGUUUCCUGGAUGGUGGAGUUGGGCUUUAUGACAUGGGAGCCAAGAAGUGGGAUUUUCUUAGAGAACUGGGACACGUGGAAACUAUAUUUGACUGCAAAUUCAAACCUGAUGAUCCAAAUCUCUUAGCAACAGCUUCAUUCGAUGGCACUAUAAAGGUGUGGGAUAUAAACACAUUAACAGCAGUGUACACUUCUCCGGGUAAUGAAGGGGUCAUUUUUGCACUUUCAUGGGCUCCAGGUGAUUUAAAUUGCAUUGCUGGUGCAACCUCCCGAAAUGGUGCUUUUAUUUGGGAUAUUCAAAAGAGCAAAGUGAUACAGCGAUUUAAUGAGCAUGGAAAAAAUGGAAUAUUCUAUAUUGCCUGGAGUCAUAAAGAUUCUAAACGAAUAGCAACCUGCAGUGGGGAUGGAUUUUGCAUCAUUCGAACAGUUGAUGGCAAACUACUGCACAAGUACAAACACCCCGCUGCAGUGUUCGGCUGUGAUUGGAGCGAAAACAACAAAGACAUGAUAGCCACCGGCUGUGAAGACAAAAAUGUCCGUGUUUUUUAUGUAGCCACCAGCUCUAAUCAACCUUUGAAAGUAUUUAGUGGGCACACAGCAAGAGUGUUCCAUGUUAAGUGGUCUCCUCUGAGGGAAGGUAUUCUUUGCAGUGGUUCUGACGAUGGGUCCGUGCGAAUCUGGGAUUAUACUCAAGAUGCUUGCAUAAGCAUUCUGAACGGGCACACUGCACCUGUGAGGGGAUUAAUGUGGAAUACUGAGAUUCCAUACCUACUAAUAUCUGGAAGCUGGGAUUAUACUAUCAAAGUAUGGGACACUAGAGGAGGAGUUUGCCUUGAUACUGUAUAUGAUCACGGUGCAGACGUAUAUGGUUUAACUUGCCAUCCAAGUCGUCCCUUCACGAUGGCUUCCUGCUCCCGAGAUUCUACUGUGAGACUCUGGUCAUUAAUACCUUUAAUCACCCCUUUACAAAUAAAUAUUCUGGCAGACAGAUCUUGGGACGAAAUUAUCGGGAACACUGAUAACGCGAUACAACAAGACUCUCCUCCUCUACUGUGUGGCAAAGUGUCAAGAGACAUUAAACAAGAAGUAGAAAAACUAACAUGCAACCCUCGGGUGAAAAAACUAAGGCUGUUUUCAGAAUGUUUAUCACCUCCAGGUGGCAGUGACAAUUUGUGGAACUUGGUGGCUGUGAUCGAAGGACAAGAUGACAGCUUGCUUCCUCAGAACUACUGCAAAGGAAUGAUGCAUCAGAAACACCUGAUCAAAUUUAGAACAUCAGAAGCCCAAGAACUAACAACAUUCAAGAUGUCUAAAUUUGGUGGUGGCAUUGGUGCACCUUCUAAGGAGAAAAAACUGAAGGAAGCAGCUGAAAUCCACCUGAGAUUAGGACACAUUCAGAGAUACUGUGAACUCAUGGUCGAACUUGGAGAGUGGGACAAAGCCCUAUCAGUUGCACCUGGUGUCUCUGUGAAAUACUGGAAAAAGUUAAUGCAGAGGAGAGCUGACCAAUUAAUUCAGGAAGAUAAGGAUGAUGUCAUUCCAUACUGUAUAGCCACUGGUGAUGUGAAAAAGCUCGUCAACUUUUUUGUGUCCAGGGGUCAGCUUAAAGAAGCACUGCUUGUUGCACAGGCUGCCUGUGAAGGAAAUAUGCAAAACUUACAUGUUUCUACACCACCCAAAGGAGCUUCAAAUUACGAUGAUACCUACAAAGAAGACUUUAAUGAACUCUUACACAAAGUCAUAAAUGAGCUGGCAGAAUGGUAUUUUCAGGACGGCCGAGCAGUGUUGGCUGCGUGCUGCCAUCUUGCUGUAGAUGAUAUUGAGCUUGCUAUGGCAUACCUGAUCCGUGGGAAUGAACUAGAGCUGGCCGUCUCAGUAGGCACUGUCCUAGGAGAACCUGCAGCCCCAGCAACCCAUUAUGCCCUGCAGUUACUGGCAAGAAAAUGCAUGAUGAUUCCAAUGUGGAACUUGGCAGCGGAUCUUCUCCUGAUGACUCCUGAUAGCGAAGGACAUUUAGUAAAACUCUGUGCCUUCUACCCUGGGUGCGCCGAAGAAAUAAAUGACCUUCACAGGAAGUGCAAUCUACCCCCAGCAGAAGAAUGCAUUCAGUUGGCUGAAACAGCCCGGGCAGAUGGCAAUGUAUUUGAAACUAUAAAGUAUUAUUUACUAAGCCAGGAACCUGAGAAGGCUCUUCCUAUUGGCAUUGACUUUGUCAAAGGAUGUAUCAGUAACUCAAACUGGACUCUAGAUACUGUUCACCCUGUGCUUGACCUAAUGAGCUAUAUCCGUACUGAAAAAUUACUCUUACAUACGUGCACUGAGGCUCGAAAUGAAUUACUUAUAUUAUGUGGUUACAUUGGUGCCUUACUGGCGAUCAGGAGAGAGUACCAAAACAUUGUUCCAGCACUUUAUGAGUACACGAGUCAGCUAUUAAAACACCGAGUGGUGUCCGUACCUUUAAAAAUUGAGCAUCUCUCUGAGGAACUGGAUGCAUGGAAAGCUUGCACACAGUCUGCCAAACAAUCGUCAGAAGAUUCUUCAUGUACACCCCCUUCUGAUUCACAAAGAACAAUUUAUGACACUUUAUUAAAGAGAAUGAAAGAAGAUCCACUUAAAGGAAUUACUGGACCAGAUUAUGUGACUGGAUCAAAUCUUCCAAGCCAUUCAGACAUUCACAUCUCUUGUCUAACUGGACUAAAAAUCCAGGGUCCUGUGUAUUUCUUGGAAGAUGGGAAAUCGGCUAUUUCUUUGAAUGAUGCUCUGAUGUGGGCAAAGGUGAAUCCAUUCUCGCCUUUAGGAACUGGAAUACGACUCAAUCCAUUUUGACUGAAGAUUUUUCUCCAGACUUAGUAGUUUUGUAAAAAGGAAAUUUGGGGUAUUUAUAACCUUCAUUUAGGUUGUCUAAGAAUAAUAGGUUGGGAGGUGGUUUGAUAUUUGGAGGACAUGAGGGAAUAAUAUAAAAUUUUGUUAAUUUCAAAAAUAAAGUAUUUAUAUAAUUCUAAAACUUAUAUAAAUUUUUCUCAUUGGUAAAUAGUAUUAUUUACAUUUAAAGGGAAGUUUUAAAUUGAAUUACAAAGACUAAAUAAUCUGCAAAGCAGAUAGGCUUCAAGAGACAUGGAUAUCAACAAAAUACCAUAUUGUUAAAACUGUGAAACACAUAAAAUAGGACAUUAUAUGGAUGAGUUUUUGACAUAUAUACUCAUAUAGAAGUAUUUAAUGAAUAUUUAAAUAUCUUGAAAUAACAAAAUGAAUGGAAUAGACAGAAAAUUUGCAAUUCAACAAUCUCUCACAUAACCCUUUAUAAAAAUUAGUUUCAAAUAAAUUUUUGUUUGUAAAUAGGA